AGCAUCAAAACCCUUCUCCCUCCUCUCUCUCUCACUUAUGGAAGAGGAGCUCGAGGAGAUAGAGCUCAAAUGUUCCCUCCUCGGCGAAAUCCAUCGCAACCCAAGCACACGAACAAGAGGGAGGAGCCAUGGCUCGCGACGACGCUGAGGCCCGAAAACUUCGUCCCCGGGCUCCUUAUUGGCUUCCUCCUGGGGUUGUUCGUCGAUCUCGCCGCUUCCCGCAGAAGCGGCUUCAAGGGGAAGCCCACCGCACCUCCGGCUUCUGGGAAGAAGCCGGUGGGCACCUUCAAUGGCGGCGGCGAAGAGCUCAAGAUGGUUUUAAUUGUUCGACAAGAUCUGAAGAUGGGUGUUGGUAAAAUUGCUUCCCAAUGUGCUCAUGCGGCAACUGGCUUGUAUGCAGAACUGUUGCAAAGCAAUCGAUCUCUUCUGAGGCAAUGGGAGCAGUUUGGCCAAGCUAAAAUAGUUUUGUCAUGCAAGAAUCAACAGGAAAUGUAUGCAAUUUCUUUCCCUUGAUAUUCCAGGAACAAACUGAAGGAAGCAGCAGAUCGCUGCGGCCUUCCAACUCAUAUUGUUGCCGAUGCAGGUCGGACGCAGGUGCAAGCAGGAUCUAGGACAGUUCUUGCCAUUGGACCAGGGAGGAAGGCAGAUAUAGAUUCAGUUACUGGGAAAUUGCGUCUACUAUUCCACCCAAGCGACACCAACCUUGUUAUUCGUGAGUUUGAGAAAUGUGGGGUAAUAUUGAGACAUUUACACGGUCCAAGCAAUUCUAACUGGAUCCAUAUACUCUAUGAGCACCGCUAUGAUGCUCGGAAGGCUCUUGAAAAGAAUGGGACUCAAUUAACAAGCGCUCUUAUUAUCGGAGUGAAGUCCGUUGAUCAGAUAGAACGACAGCUUCUUAACGAGAGGCUCAAUAAACUAAAUCGCGGGGGCUUCAUGGUCUCCUUACCAUCAAAACCAUCUGUGAAGACCACAGCUUCUUCAAGCCAAUUGGGAGCUUUCCUGCGGCCCUACCACCCGAAGUCCAACACCAAUGUUAUCGGUGACAGUGGGCGCCGUGCAACAGGAAGCAUCGCAUCACCAGCAAAAUCGCUCGUAUCAAAAGUCGCGGACUUGGUUUUUGGGUUAUGACCCUCUUUUUUUUUUUCCGAAUUUUUGCCAUCAUUUUUUUUCCCUUCAGUUUGAUACUUGUUGUCCGGCAAUUUUUAGGUGUGUGCGGAUGUUCUUUUAAGUCUCUUAUGCUAAAGAACGGAACAAUGGCUUCAGAAUGGUUAAAGGAGAGCUUCAUAGCAAAAAUAGGGGAGAUUGAUGAUGCUGUAGCUUUGUUGUGUAACUCUUGGCCUGAAUUUGUAGUUUCUUUUUUUUUCCGUUGUUGGAAUAUUUGAGUGGUUUUUCACUCGCAAUCUUUGCACUGAAAUAUUACUGUUGAUUGUUGCAAA
Messenger RNA from Ananas comosus (pineapple), 1436 nucleotides. RefSeq lists its product as uncharacterized. The transcript has 10 exons. Gene Ontology annotation, cellular component: mitochondrion; cytosol. Gene Ontology annotation, molecular function: peptidyl-tRNA hydrolase activity; nucleic acid binding. NCBI's taxonomy places the organism in Eukaryota, Viridiplantae, Streptophyta, Magnoliopsida, Poales, Bromeliaceae. The record is from RefSeq and is a predicted model, not a curated record.